GAAGCGCCCGCCCUCCCUCAUUCACAUGCUCAUCAUGGAGGAAUAACAGGUACCUGCCGUACAGAGAGAGGAGGACAGGCAUAUUCCCAUUCCCAGCGACAUCUUGAAACGUGGUUAGAUCACCCUCGAAUGUGAGUUAUACUGUUGUAGGAAAGCAGAUAAUCGCGAUGAAGCAUUUUCUAAGGGUACUGACCCAGUUCCUGGUGUUCCUGUACUGUAAGUGUUUGUGGCGGGGCCUAAAGUUUGUCAUCCGGAAGGUGACGGGACGAUGUGAGCUUCAACGCAUUUGUUACAAUAACAAACCUGGCGCUCGAAGGACACUCAAGAUUGAAUCCUCACUCCGAUGCUCUAAACAUGAGCUCUUGCAGUCUGCCAUCAGCGUUCAUCCAGAUUCUGUGGAAAAGUCUAUCGAUGACAUUAUGGCCCUGAAAAAGAUUAACCUCGACACCAACCCACAGCUUGGCAUUUCUCUCCAGGCUUGCCUUCUUCAGAUUGUUGGUUACCGAAACCUAGUAGUGGAGGUGGAGAAGCUGCGCAGAGAGCCGUAUGACUGUGAAAACCCAGCACACGAGGAGAUGCUCAUGAAGCUGUGGAAGGAACUCCGUCCCGAUUCUCCUCUCUCUGGACGCAUCUCAAAGCAGUGGUGUGAGAUUGGUUUUCAAGGAAACGACCCCAAGACUGAUUUCAGGGGCAUGGGUCUCCUGGGCCUACACAACCUGCUGUAUUUUGCAGAGCACGACAAAGCCACUGCUCUUCAAGUUCUUCAUGACUCCUUGCAGCCCAAACACAGGGACGUUUCCAAAGAAGAAGCCAGCAAAAUGAGCAAAGCUGAAUGGGAAAAGAAGAAAUUCGACAAAGCGAUCGGAUACUCUUUUGCUAUAGUUGGCAUAAACAUCACAGAUCUGGCCUAUUCCCUGCUGGUGAGCGGAGCUCUGAAGACUCAUCUGUAUAAUGUGGCACCAGAGAUGCCAAGCCUAGUGCACUUCCAACAGACCUUCUGUUAUCUGAUGCAGGAGUUUCACAGGUUUUGGAUGGAGGAAGACCCAUGUGACAUCAUGGAGUUCAAUCGUGUGCGCACCAAGUUCUACAAGCGCGUCCUGAAGCAGCUGAAGAACCCUGACAUGGCACUGUGCCCUCACUUCACUGCCUCUGACCUUCACCUGGUCAACCUGUAGCUUCUCAUUCAUCCAUCCAUAAAAAACCCAUGUCUCAUUCACCACACAUCCUCACUCCAGCGUCUCCUGAAGAUCACCAGCACUGAUGCUCGAGACCAUGUUGAUUGUACGUGCGCAUGGCAAAAGUGCACCAUCUUUCACAGCGAUUGUGAUAUUUACAGCUACUGUACGCUGAAGUGUCCAUCAGCAUCUGAAUGUGGACCCGAGGGCUCCCUAUCCACCAGUAGGUAGAGCUGUCGGUACACAUUAGGCUUCAGGCACAGAGAGUUUGUACUGCACUGAUACCAGGCACACCUAGAAACAGGUGGUCCAUCUUUGUAUACAGUAUCAUGUACUUUCAGAGCUGUUAUAUAAAGGAUAAUCUUUAGUCCUUGUGAAUCUGUUAAAGGAAUAUUCAAGAUUCAGUCAAAGUUAAAGGGGUAGUUCACCCAAAACUGAAAACCUUUAGGAGUUUCUUUAUUCACAACACAAAAGAAGAUAUUUUUAAAUUGUAUGUGCAUUUUGUAAUAUCGCAUACAUAAUGCUUAAUGGAAAUGCCAAGAUGCGCAUGCAGUUUGAAAAUUUGCAUAAAAAUGUAUGUGCACAACUGACUAGGAUAAAGGUUUUAUUUGAUAAAACAAAAUGCAUUGUAUUAUGAUGUGCAUAAAUUACGAUGGAACACAUUUAAUGAAUAAUAUCCAUCAGUCGCAUCAAAAAAUGUCAUUUGAUUUUGUUUUAACAGAAAAAUAAGCUCGAUGGGACGCAUUAAUGUAAAAACUAGCAGACCGACCACAUUGCAUAACAUCUAAAAUGUUGUUUUGGUCGUUAGAAAAAUCCCUCAGCCAAAGUCUGUCAUCAAAGUGGUUAAAUAUUAUUACCUUCAGAACUGUCUUGGGUGUUUGUGCCUACAAAAUCUACUGUUCUUUAGGUUGUUUUUCGUCUUGACCUUUCGAGUCGCAAGUUAUUUAAUAUGUAUGAAAAAGUCCUACAGUGGCUUCUCUUAGUAAAGUUUUAUAAACAAAUUUCGAGAGGAGCACGUCAUAUGAUUGAUCGCGGCUGGUCUCUUAUUUGCAAUCAUUGAUAAACCAAUCAGAUUAAUCCUAAUCUACAAUAAAUAGCCCAUUUAACCCUCCUUCCCUUCGUUUUUGAAGAAUCGCACUGUUGACCCCAUCUCCCAAGUGUGAACUCUUGAAAUGCAGCAAAUUCCAGUUUCUUUUUUAUAUUUGGUGCCAAAUUAUCAGGAAGCUACAAUAUUAUUGUCUUUGACUCGAUGAGUUGAAUCUUUGCAAAUCUUAUUCGCAAUUUUUUAUGUGCUAUCCUAGUUUUGGGCAUUAGUUUAUUUUGCAUUUAGAAACCUAGCUAUUGACAACCAUUGUAGGAAAAACAAACACUGUGGAAGUUAAUGGUUACAGUUUUCCAGCUUUCCUAAAAAUAUCUUCAUUCGUGUAAAAACAGAAAAAAGAGAGAAUAACAGGUUUGUAACAGCAUAAAGGGUGAGUAAACAGAAUGUUCAGUUUUGGGUGAACUGUCCCUUAAAAAAACAACUGUAAAAUAACUUCGCAGCCUGCUUUGCUCAUAUUUACCAAGGGUGCCAAUAUUAGUGGAGAGCGCAGUAGACAUGCCAUGAUGGUAUACACUUAGAAAUGGGAGAAACUAUUGCGCAACAUGAUACCAUAUGCCCUGCCUUCUAAAUAGAAUAAAGAGCCAAUCAUCGAUUGGUGAAGUGAUUGUGUCACUUCUGCUGCCAAUGGGAGCUUUGGUUCAAAAAGAAUCCUGAGAUUUGCGUUUAGGGUUAUGCACACUGGCUAGACCAAGUUGGUCUGAGCCAUUUGAGCAUAACAAACAAUUAAGGCAGUUCGUGCCAGAUUUUAUAGCCAAUUUUAUAAGAUCAGAUGUGUAAUUGUAAUUUUGUCAAGUAGUUACUGGGAUUUCACUAGUCCUCCUGUUGUAAUAGGGGGCUUGGGCUUGUAUGACUGUAAUCAAGUGCAUUAGUAUCAUAUACUUUUUCAGCAUCUCUGCUUCUGGAGGUAUUUUUCCUGUUCGUUUUUGCCCAUAUGGAUUUUAGAAUGCAUGUUUUAGAAUGUUAAAACCAGCCAGCUACAAGGUGAUUCACUACAGACGUUUUUGAAAGCCUGACAGAAAAAGACUAAAGUAAGACUUUAAUAUUAUUGCGAAGGACACAAUCAAAUAAUCAACAGAUAAAUAUAAAACUAUUGAUUUAAAGUUGUUGGUUGUAUCUAUAGAAGCAGUGUAUUUUGCAAUAUACAAAUAUUAUGGAGACAGUUAUGGGCUGUAUAGGAAGAGCAGAGCUAAAGUUUAAAAUACAUAUCUAUAUUUUUUCACGCACCUCUGAUUUUGAAAUUGAAAACUUUUCAACUCUCUGAUUGGUCGAAUUUUCAAUGGCAUUAUGGGUAAUGAGGUUUUGUCCCCUGUGAUUGUCUGAAUUGAUUUAAAAAUAAUAUGAAUGAGCUCAAAGUUAUUGAGAAAACGAAUGAGUUUUUACUUACUGAACCCAACCUGCUGCAUUAUGCAAUUGACAGAUGCUGUCAAUGGUGUCUAAUUUGCAUUGAACCUGGAAUAAUCCUUUGAACAGAAAUGAUUUCCGCUUGCUGUAUUUACAUUUCAUUCACCAUUCUCAUCACCCUCAAUCCCAUUCAGUCAAUUACUAUUACGUGUUGCCAAGAAGCAGAGCUUAAAAUCAAAUAUUCACUUGCCAAAUACGGUAGGAUAAUGUGUGUUUUGUGAAUGUUCUCAUGCAGAGCACAUGAUUGUUUUACAAAUGUAAUAGUGUUGAUGUAAAAUAUGUGGAAUGUUCUUUUUUUUUUUUUUUUUUCUUCAGUUCUUGCACCAAAGCAAUAAGUGACGUUUAGAACACCAAGUAGAACAGUUUCUUCUGCACAUGUGGUGCCUCUUUUGUGUGAAUUAAACACUAAUUAGCAGAAUUAAUGUAGAAAUCUAAAGUUCAGCCUUCGGUGUGAGUAUUUCAGGCUUUCUUUGGUCUCCUCUGCAGUUCUUUCACUUUUUCACUCUUCACUAUCGCAUGUUGCUCUUAUUUUUGUUUCAGUUUGACCAUGAACCCUUUAAAUCGAUGGACAGUCACAGGGUUUGCAUGACAAUUUUGUUUUUUCCGCUUGCAAAAAUUGUGUUAAAAGAAUGUGACUUAAUUCUAAUGUUGCUAAUCUGUGCAAUGAAUGUCUACACUACCGGCGGUGUUGAGCAGCUUCUUUGAAAUAGUUUUUUGGUUGAACUGUGUUUUCACAUGAUUUUUAAAAUGUGUGACGUGUUGUUUAUUUUCCAUUGAAGCAUUUUUACUGAAGCACUUGCUGUACAUAAAGCCUUAGAGGUGGAAUACAUGCAAACAUUAUUAAAGCUUAUCAUUAUGCAUGGCUGAA
Messenger RNA from Danio rerio (zebrafish), 4546 nucleotides. NCBI's taxonomy places the organism in Eukaryota, Metazoa, Chordata, Actinopteri, Cypriniformes, Danionidae. The record is from RefSeq and is a predicted model, not a curated record.